Messenger RNA from Notolabrus celidotus (New Zealand spotty), 3569 nucleotides. RefSeq names its product angiopoietin 4 (gene angpt4). The transcript has 10 exons. The record is from RefSeq and is a predicted model, not a curated record. NCBI's taxonomy places the organism in Eukaryota, Metazoa, Chordata, Actinopteri, Labriformes, Labridae. The coding region runs from base 1 to 1581 and encodes 526 amino acids.
AUGAAAGUCUUAAACCUCAGUCGGGGGUUUCUGCUGCUCCUGCUGCUCUGGACCUUCUCAGCCGUCCUGGAAGCUGCGGGUGUUUCCACCACAGAGCGAGAAAGAACAGGAAGGAGCCAGAGGAGAGGAGGAAGAGGCGGUGGCGCUGGUGGUGCAGAAAGGAGAAGGAAGUAUCACCGCAUCCAACACGGUCAGUGCAGCUACACCUUCAUCCUGCCAGAGCUGGAGGGAUGUCAGGGCGGAGGAUCGCCAGCUCAGAGUGAGCAGUAUGGAAGCUCUCGCAGCGGGGGGAGCGUGGUGCAGAGAGACUCCCCACCGAUAGAUGGAGAACUGUCGACUCAGAAACUGCAGCAGCUGGAGAGCACGAUGGAGAACAACACGCAGUGGCUGCAGAAGUUGGAGAGCGUCAUUCAGAGGAACAUAAAGCCGGGUGUCCCCAACAUACCUCCACACAUCGUUCACAACCAAACAGCCACCAUGCUGGAGAUCGGGACUAACCUCCUCACACACACGGCAGAGCAGACCCGCAAACUCAACGUGGUGGAGGCGAAGGUGCUGAACCAGACGUCCCGGAUAGAGAUCCAGCUGCUGGAGAAUUCUCUGUCCACCAACAAGCUGGAGAAGGAGCUGCUGCUGCAGACGUCUGAGCUUGACCGGCUACGAGACAAGAACAGUCGUCUGGAGAGUAAAGUUCAGAUGUUGGAGUCUCUGCAGAAAGGAGAGCUGGAGGACAUGAGAGAGGAGAAAACCCGACUGCAGUCUGUGGUCAGGACUCAGAUGGCAGCCAUCGACUCUUUGGAGAGGCAGCUGAGAGUCGCCAGCAGCAACAACACGGCUCUGCAGAGGCAGCAGGCUCAGCUCAUGGAGUCUGUCCACACACUCAUCAACAUGGUGGUGACUACAGGGUCACCUCCUAGGAGCCAGAUGUGGAAGGACUGUGCCGAUGCCUACAAAGGCGGUCACUCCGUCAGUGGUCUGUAUCACAUUUACAUCGGCAACAGGACAGAACCUGUGCAGGUGUUCUGUGACAUGGAGACGGCUGGUGGAGGCUGGACAGUCUUCCAGCGGAGGUUCAAUGGCAGUGUGGACUUCCAGAGGAGCUGGAGGGAGUACAAAAUGGGUUUUGGGGACGUGCUGGGGGAGCACUGGUUGGGUAAUGAAGCAUUGUACCUGAUGAGCAGUCAGGGUCAGUACUCUCUGAGGGUGGAGCUCAGAGACUGGGACGGACACCCGGCUUACUCCCAGUAUGACCGGUUCACACUGACUGGUGAGAGACAGCAGUACAGGUUGUAUCUAAGAGGUUACAGUGGAACAACAGGUAGACAGAGCAGCCUGGCUACUCAUGGGAUGAGCUUCAGCACCCGAGACCAAGACAAUGAUAACUGUGACCACUGCAAGUGUGCCCUCAUGCUCUCUGGAGGUUGGUGGUUUGAUGCCUGUGGUUUCUCCAACCUAAAUGGUAUGUACUACUCUAUGGGCCACAACAUCAGGAAGUUGAACGGCAUAAAGUGGCACCACUUCAGAGGCCCCAGCUACUCCCUGCGCUCCACCUCCAUGAUGAUUCGACCCUAUGACUUCUAACAGCAGUUAAACCGUUGAGCCUGAGGACUGUACAGCAUCAGGAUUGGUACGGUGCCCAGCCUUGGGCCCUUAAAUAUGAUGAUCGUGCAACACUCUGAGCUAGGACCAUCGAGUAUCAUGAUAAUAAGAUUGUCUGUCAUCCCAGCAUCCUGUAUCAUGACGGUGUAAACUUCAGUGUUGGGAUUGCUACCCUCAGGUGCAGGACCUUUCAGUAUUGAGCAAGCCUCAGCCAAAGGACCGACCAGUAUCCUAAUGGAACAACCCCCUGGCAUUUGCUUGCUCUGUACAAUAAUGGCAGGAUUUUGCUAUGGGUCCUACCACCGAAAUGAUGGUGUGAUCCUCUAACGUAUGACUCUCCUGCAUCACAAUGGUGCCACCCCAGGCUCUAUGAUCAUCAAGUAUCUUAAUGUUAAAGCUUCCUGCCUAAGGACUGUACAACAUCCAGAUGCUUAAUUUAGACCAUCCAGUAUCAUGAUGGUGUGGUUCCCUGCCUUGGGUUCAUACUGUAAACAUUUGGCAUGAACCUCUAACUUAUGUCUCCUUAGUACCAUGAUGUACCCACCUUCAGCCCAAGGACCAUCAAACAUCAUGGUGAUAGGACCUUCUACCAUAAGACAACCCAGUAUCUUAACAAAAUGACCCUAUGGCCCAGUACCAUCCAGUAUCAUAAUGGAAGAAAACGAUUGACUAGUGUCAUAAUGCCAUGACCCUUUAGUCUGGGAUCGUCAAACACCAUAAAGGAACGACCCUCAUCGUGAGAGUCUGACAUUCAUCUUUAGGACAGACCCUCAGGCGAGGACUGUGCAGUAUCGCGAUGGUGCUAAACUCUUCCUCAGGACCAUAGAGUAUCAUGGUGGUAUAGCCCCCUGCCUUGGGACUGUCCUGUAUCACCUUACAGCCUUACAAUCAUCUACUAUCAUGAUGGUAUGACUUCAGCCUUUGACCCAGUUUUGUAUGGAUAAACUCUUCUGCCCAAGGACCAUCCAACAUGAUGUUGGUAUGACACUCUACCACUGGACAACUCAGUGUUGUAAGGGGGUGACCUAUCCCCUUAGAUCAUUGUGACACAUAUAAUGGCACAAAACUUUUGCCUAAGGAUAAUCCAUUACCACAAUGGUACAAAUAAACUUUAGGGCCAUUUAGUGUCUUGAUGCGUUUGCCUCCUGCCUAUGGACUUGCUACUAUAAAAAGAUGGUAAGACCCUCAUCCUUUGACUGCUCAGCAUCAUGAGGUUAUGACGGUCAGCCUUUGACUGUUCAGUAUCACAAGGUUAUGAAUUUCAGCCUUGGGGAGGAUGCAUUAUCAAAACUGUAAACCCUCUGCCCAAGGAUCAUCCAGCAUUAUGAUUGUACAGCUCUCUACCAAAGGACAGUCCAGUAUCAUAAUCCAAUGACUUUUUAUUUUGGGACCAUGCAGCAUCACACCGGUAGAUAACUUUUGCUUUCAGGUCAUACAGUGGGACUGUAGGACUGUCUUGUCACAUGAUGUCAUGAACCUCUGCUCUCUCAGAUAUACUUAAAUAUGACUUUACAAAGAAGCCAGUGGACAGACUUCUGGACUUCACAAGUAUUAAAGACUUAAAAGAAGUCGAAAGAAAUGGGUAAUCAUUACAUUGAUGGACAUUUGUCAUUAGCUGAACUGUUUUGUUUUUGUUGUUGUUUUUUCAUUUUGGUGGUCAGGACAAAUACCAGCUUAUGCAUCAUUACAAGUGAAGGUUAAUGGUUCCACAGUGAAUAACUAGACAGGGUAUGUUUGAAUGUGAGUGAAUGUGACUUUGAAUAAAAGUUUUCUGUCUGCUUCAGAAAAAUGUUUUCUCACAAUGAAAUAAAAGACUAAAUCCUGCAGUACAUUACUGUCUUUUAAAGCCAACAGCAAUCAAUAGGCAUGAAUAACAUUAUGCCUUUGUGUUCACCAACCUUCCAAUAGUAUGCUUUAAUUUGCCUCAGACUGCUAAUACUGUGAGAAUGAUUUGUGUCAGUGACCGCAGU